UGACUUCCAGUAAUCCGCCCCCUUUGGCCUCCCAAAGUGCUAGGAUUAUAGGCGUGAGCCAACGCGCCUGGACUGAUUAUCAUUUUUUAUGUUGCUUCUUGGUCUACUGUCAAGUGGCUUGGAUUCUUAUGGACUUGUAUAUUCUAAAACCAUGACCAAGGUGGGGGGAAUUAACAGUUUGAACCAUUAGUAGUUAAAGGAUCUAAUAUGUCAUAUAAUUUUUUCAGAUUAAAUGUAGACUUACAGAUUGAUGGUUUAGACAGCAAAUGAAAACUACAUUCAGAAAUUUCUGAGUACAGUGAAUCUGGCUAGUAAAUUAAUAAUUGUAUUUAACCUCAGUUUUAAAAACAAAAACACUUAUAUUUAUUAAACAUUUGAAAAACACUCCAUGUUUGGAAAUUAUUUUUUUUCCACGAGCUUUUGAGCAUUUAUAACACUACUUUCCAGUGUCUUGUUUUUAAACUGUAAGUAAUAGUACAUUUUUAAAUGUGAUCUCAACUCAUUGGUCGUUUGCAGAAAUCAUUUUAGCAGGCCCCCGUAUUGAUUACCUAAAUCAUGCCUUGUUGGUUUUCUUCUUCUGAGGCUCAGAUUUUAUGGUAUAAACAGGAUGCACUUUUGGAAUUUAUAGUGCAUUUCAAGAUUUUCUUUAUAUUGGUUUAAUUGAUAUUAUAAUUAUUUUUAAAUAACCUAAGUUAUCUGGUAAAUAGUUUAUUGGUAGAUGGUUGAGCAGUAUCUUUCUUAACUUUAAUUUAGAGAUGGGAAUUCAAUAUAUCUUCCAGUAUUUCAUACAGUAGAGGAAGAAUUUAAAAAGUGAAUGAAAGGUUGUUUUCCCUUAGUUUUAAAAGAUAAAUUGUAAUAUCAAAAAUAUUAUAAGGUAAAUGGGUAACCAAAAUCAUCAAGAUAGUUAAGAAAAUGGAAUUAAGUUGGUUAUAACAAAUCAUAAAAGGAGAGGAGUCAUACUUGUUAGGACAAGCUUAUGCUAAUGGCAUAUCAGCCUAUGUUGUCCCAGGUCAAUAGAUAUGAAAACCGCAGUUUACCCAGGGUUACUUAACUGAUAAUAAUAGUGUGAAGACAACAAAUUGAACUGAUACAAGUAGAAAGACUUAAGAAUGAUCUUCGGGAUAAAUGAAAACAAAUGGAUAAUAAACUGAUCUUGCAGAGUAAUAUAGGUUAUGGUGUUAUGCUUUAAAAUAUCAGUAUUGAUAGAAAUAUUCUCGUGUUCUUUUGUUCUUUUGAAGGGUAAAAAGGGCUGUUUAUCUUUUUUUGCAUGUCAUCAGUUUCAUUGGGUUGCCUUAUUUUCAUUCAGAAAGAGUAUGGGCUAAUAUCCAUAUUGAGUUAUGAUUUAGACUUGAGUGUACUAGUAGGAAAUUUAUCAGUUGCGUGUGUGCAGUAGUGCUUGGAAUGAAAUGUCACUUUCAUCUUUGAUACUGCACCUAGUGCGUUUUCUCAUAGGCUUACUUUUGCCUUUUCAAGUUUGAUGUCCUGUUGUUCAACACGAACAACAGCUUUGAAGGGCGAUAUCUAACACAUUCUUAAAGGAAAUAUAUAUGAUGCUGUAACCUUUUUACUCUAGCAUUGUUUUCAAAAUGUUAAUUACUAAGUUUUCCAGAAAUGACUUUUAAAGAUAAAUGCAUAAAAGAGAUGGGUAAAUAAUAUUUGGGGAUGAUAAAUGUAACAAGUGGAGAACAAAAGUAGAAUGUGUGUCCUCAAAUUCAUCUUUGUAAUUUCCCACUUUUUCAUUUGGAGGUACUUGUCAAAUACGAGUUGAAAUUCAGACAGAUCGAAUUGGGUUUUCAAGUCUAAAAAUGACUAGAAGUUUGGGUUUAAUAUUGCUAUGAAGUUUUGUGUUUAGUCUGAAGUAAGUGAGCUUGCUACAUCUCAGUCACUUCCUGCCUCAUCCAUAUUCCUUAGUGUAUAGCUGUGUUCCAUCUCCUUGUAUAUACUGCAAAAUGAUCUGUCACUGUUAGGACACUUCAGGUGGAAAAGGUUUUCAGAGAUUUAUUUAAAAUAUCAAAUUGCUACUAAGAUGGAAUUUUUUUAAACUUUAUUUUGGUGCAAUCAUUUACUUUGUUUUGGUGCAAUCAUUAGCAAUAAAGCAAGAGUGAAAUGGAUGAGAGAGAUGAGUAUCAUAGACUCUAAGAAGACAUCCUUAUUGAUAACCCUCUUUAAAAAGGAGUCCAAGAGAGCACCACCAUAGUGGCGAUUUCACAUUUUUGUUUUGUUUUGUUUUUUAACCUUGAUAUCAGAAUCAGUGUGUGAAGUAAUGGGAACCACCUCAACCAUUUUUUUCUGCAAUAUAGUACUGGUAUAUAUGCAUAUAUGUACUGGUGCAUUAAUUUAUGGGGUUGAGCAGGAGUUCAUGAUACAUUAAUGUUAUAACAUAAUUAUAACAUUAAUAUUUUGUGGAUUCUUCAAUACAUAGCAAUUAAAACAAAAUGAUUGUACUCCAAGUACAGAAAUCAGGGAAUAGUUUCAGUAGAAUUUCAGCUUAAGAGAUAUUUACUUACAUAUUGAGAGUCAAUCAAAGUGAAGUCUGAGUCUAGGACACUGUGUAAGUGAAGUACUAUGUUUAUUUCAGAAUUUCUUAAAUUUAUACUUGACCGGAAAGUUCCUGGGCUUGCAAGUGAUUAUUGUUGUUGUUACUAACUGGCAUAGAUAAGAGGGGAAAUGGUGGUUUAAAGUGUACAUUCAAUCAGCAGCAAGGGCUAAACUAUUGAAAAUGUGUUCUCUGUCCAGAAAACAUUUUAUUUUCACAUAAUUGUUUAAGUGUCUCCAGUGAACAUUUACAAUAUUUAUGGGGGUAUAGUGCUUGUGGUUCAGUUAGCUCAAAGUCUUAACUUCUGUGCCUGGGUAAUGGUGUGUUGUAUAGCAGUAAUUCUGAAAUUAUUUAUAAUAAAGGAGAAAACACCAGAGAAAAUAUCUGUUUACUGCUUCUAGUUUUACAACAAGGGAACACUGUUAGGAGUUCCAAAGUAGCAUUAGUAGUUCAAUGUUGAGAUAUUUUGUCUCCUCACCCCCCGUCUCUAACAUCCUGUUUCAUCACAAAUGUUUAUCAUUUUACUCAUUGGUUCUCCACCCGUCUUGUGGGCUGCUGUGGUUGCUGUCACCCAGCCAAGAGGCUGGGGAAUGCCUGUCCACAAGCAGUAAGGGGCAUGUGGCUAGGGUGCUCAGAAGGUCCUGAGCAUUGUAGUAUUAGCAUUGUGAGGCCAUUGAGAUAGGGAGAGAACAAGCCUAUUUAAAUAGCUGCCAGAAUGAUCAAUACAAGCACCAUUGUUGCUAGUCAUAGUGGAAAUAUACGCACUGUCUUUAGCUGAAGUGUACAACAUUUGAAGAUGUCAUACUGAGGUGUUCUGAAAGCUUCAAAACAGAAGAAGAAAAAUUCUUAUCUAAAUAAUAUUACUAUCUUAAAAAGGCUGUUCUGAGUGGUUGGUUAACUGUUUUAAAGAAUAGUUUGGUUUGCUUGAGAAGUUUAUUUGGUAUUAAUUAGCUACUCACUUAAAAAUAUUUAAUAUGACACAAGAUACAAUGUGAUAGUACCAUGGCACAGUCUACUUGUUUCAGAUGGAAUUGACAUUUUGGAAGAGUAUGGACCAGGAAUUUUGUGAUCUGGAGUUAUGGAUUUGGGGGCAAAAUACCACAAGGCAAAGUUCCCAUCUCAUCACAUUUUGUUGGGAAUUGUGUCACAUCAACAUGCCUUAUCACUGGUGAUGUUAACCUUAAUCACUUGGUUACGGUAGACUCUGCCACGUUUUUUCACUGUAAAGUUACUGCUUUUCUCUUUCUAUUUUCUAUUCUUUGAAAGUCAGCCCACACCUAACUGGAGAAGAAUUAAGCUUUAUCUUUGAAGGGAGGAAAUAGCUACAUAUUUUAUUGAUUGAUUGAUUGACUUUGGUAUGGAUUCAUGGAUAUUUAUUUUAUUAUUUGGGUUAUCAUCUAGUGCCAUCAGUAUUUUAUUCCUCAUAAACUAUUUUCUAAUUCUUAAGAUUUCAUUUUACAGAGCACUCUAGCACUAAUAUUGUGUGUAGCUUAGUGCAACAUCUUAUCCACCUUUUUUUGCCUCUCCCUCCUCCACAUAUUUGCACUCUCAGUUUUCAAACCAAUGGAUUCAGUUUUGCUGUUCUGGUUAAGAUGAAGGUCAUUUUCCUAGUCAAGUUGUAAUGCAUGCACUGUGGGAGGAGAAGUCAUAAUACAAAACUUCUUGUCGGCAGAUUGGCGAAUUUACCUGAGACACUGAGGCUCAAGAUUAUGAGAAUGUGUGACUAGGACCAAAAUCAUAUUUCCAGGUGGAGCCUUUGAAUUUUUUAAAAGACCACAGUAAUCAGAUCUACUUGAAAAAUUAAGUGAAUUGAUUUGGUUGGAAUGCUCUUUUACCAAUUCUUUAACAUACAGCCACUAGGGGAAGUGGUAUGAUGUAUGUUCUCCACAGGAAAUGGAAAACGGCAGCUGAACUGUGUGUGAGCCCAGAUUCCCAGAAGUUGUGCAUGAGCUCCUGUGAGGAGAGCUGGCAUCUUGGAAAUCAAAGACGGUUGUGAUGCAGUUUUUUGAUAUGCGGAUAACAGGAAGCGUCAGGACAAUCAUGCCCAUGAGAGCUCUAAACUGUUCAGGUCAUUUUAUCUUAGUGAAACUGGCAAUUGAACUUUGCUCUAGUUGAUGGGCAAAAUUUCUUCUAGACUAUUCAUCAUCCCAAUUUCAUCCUAGUUGAAAAUUUUCAAAUGCCGUAAGAAAUCUUUAUAGAUUUGCACUUAGCUUUUGGAUGGACAUUUCUACAAUGGAGAGAACUGUGUUAUAGCCCUGGUCCAAGGACAUUACUAUCUAAUGCCCAUCGACUGUGGUGUGCGUGUGGAAGGUUCCAAAGAGAAGGAGCAAUCAGCAAGUUUGCAGACCCCUUGGAACAUGGAAGCAACCAAGCUUUAAGAAGCACAGCUUUGGAGAUACUCCAUGAGUCUGCACCGCUUUCAGGGGAACUAGCACUUAAGACCUUGUGUAACAAAAUGGACACUGGGGACACAGCUCUAGGACAAAAGGCUACCUCAAGGUCUGGAGAAACUGAUAAAGCAUCAGGUAGAUGGAGACAGGAACAAUCGGCUGUUAUUAAGAUGAGCACUUUUGGCAGUCAAGAAGGACAGCGGCAACCACAAAUAGAGCCUGAGCAAAUCGGAAACACAGCAUCAGCACAACUGUUUGGUUCUGGGAAACUGGCCUCCCCUAGUGAAGUGGUGCAGCAAGUCACAGAGAAGCAAUAUCCACCGCAUCGUCCGAGUCCUUACUCAUGCCAACACUCACUCUCUUUCCCUCAGCACUCAUUGCCACAGGGGGUCAUGCACAGCACCAAGCCACAUCAGAGCCUCGAAGGUCCUCCGUGGCUUUUCCCUGGCCCUUUGCCAUCCGUUGCCUCCGAGGACUUAUUUCCUUUUCCUAUACAUGGCCACAGUGGUGGUUAUCCUAGAAAAAAGAUUUCAAGUCUGAACCCUGCUUAUAGCCAAUACUCCCAGAAAAGUAUCGAACAGGCAGAAGAGGCUCACAAGAAAGAGCACAAACCCAAAAAGCCUGGCAAGUACAUUUGCCCUUACUGCAGCAGAGCGUGUGCCAAACCUAGCGUACUGAAAAAACACAUCAGGUCCCAUACUGGGGAGCGGCCAUAUCCAUGUAUACCUUGUGGUUUCUCUUUCAAGACAAAGAGCAAUUUGUACAAGCACAGGAAGUCACAUGCCCAUGCAAUUAAGGCAGGAUUAGUACCUUUCACAGAGUCAGCUGUAUCUAAAUUGGACCUAGAGGCUGGUUUUAUUGAUGUAGAAGCAGAAAUACAUUCAGAUGGUGAACAGAGUACAGACACAGAUGAGGAGAGUUCUUUAUUUGCUGAGGCUUCUGACAAAAUGAGUCCUGGCCCACCCAUCCCACUGGACAUUGCCAACAGAGGUGGCUAUCAUGGGUCAUUGGAAGAAUCAUUGGGAGGUCCAAUGAAGGUGCCGAUUUUGAUUAUUCCUAAAAGUGGGAUUCCUCUCCCUAAUGAAAGCUCUCAGUAUAUGGGCCCUGAUAUGCUACCAAAUCCAUCUUUAAAUACUAAGGCUGAUGAUUCGCACACAGUCAAACAGAAACUUGCACUAAGACUGUCAGAGAAAAAAGGACAAGAUUCUGAGCCAUCGCUCAACCUUCUGAGCCCGCACAGUAAAGGAAGCACUGAUUCUGGUUACUUUUCUCGCUCAGAAAGUGCUGAGCAGCAAAUAAGCCCUCCCAACACAAAUGCAAAGUCUUAUGAAGAAAUCAUCUUUGGAAAAUACUGUCGGCUUAGUCCGAGAAAUGCACUCAGUGUUACAACCACAAGUCAGGAGCGUGCCGCAAUGGGUAGGAAGGGCAUAAUGGAACCAUUACCUCACGUAAACACCAGGUUGGAUGUCAAGAUGUUUGAAGAUCCUGUUUCACAGCUGAUCCCAAGCAAGGGAGACGUCGACCCCAGUCAAACGAGCAUGCUGAAAUCCACUAAGUUCAACAGUGAGUCUAGACAACCCCAGAUUAUUCCAUCAUCUAUCAGGAAUGAAGGAAAACUUUAUCCAGCAAACUUCCAAGGCAGUAAUCCGGUUCUCUUAGAAGCUCCUGUAGACUCUUCACCCCUUAUUAGAAGCAACUCAAUGCCAACUUCUUCAGCAACUAAUCUAACUAUUCCUCCUUCUUUGAGAGGAAGUCACUCAUUUGACGAAAGGAUGACUGGUUCCGACGAUGUAUUCUAUCCAGGGACCGUGGGCAUACCCCCUCAGCGCAUGCUAAGAAGACAAGCAGCAUUUGAACUGCCUUCAGUACAGGAGGGCCAUGUGGAGGUCGAGCACCAUGGCAGGAUGUUGAAGGGUGUCAGCAGUUCAUCCCUGAAGGAAAAGAAAUUGUCUCCUGGGGACAGGGUUGCGUAUGACUAUGACGUCUGUCGGAAACCCUAUAAGAAGUGGGAGGACUCUGAAACACCAAAGCAAGGCUACAGGGACAUUUCCUGCUUGAGUUCUUUAAAACAUGGUGGAGAAUAUUUCAUGGAUCCUGCGGUGCCAUUGCAGGGAGUACCAAGCAUGUUUGGAACUACCUGUGAAAACAGGAAACGCCGGAAAGAGAAGAGCGUAGGGGAUGAAGAAGACACCCCCAUGAUCUGCAGCAGCAUCGUAAGCACUCCCAUGGGCAUCAUGGCUUCCGAUUAUGACCCCAAACUGCAGAUGCAGGAAGGAGUCAGGAGUGGAUUUGCCGUGGCUGGACACGAAAACCUUUCUCAUGGUCACACGGAACGCUUUGACCCAUGUCGGCCCCAACUGCAGCCCGGAAGUCCAUCUCUUGUGUCAGAGGAGUCACCUUCAGCCAUUGAUUCAGACAAGAUGUCAGACCUAGGGGGCAGGAAACCUCCUGGAAAUGUGAUUUCUGUGAUUCAGCACACCAACUCGCUGAGCCGACCCAAUUCAUUUGAAAGAUCUGAGUCAGCCGAACUUGUGGCUUGCACACAGGAUAAAGCCCCUUCCCCUUCAGAGACUUGUGACAGUGAGAUUUCAGAAGCCCCAGUGAGUCCUGAGUGGGCUCCACCCGGGGAUGGUGCAGAAAGUGGGGGGAAACCCUCUCCAUCUCAGCAGGUGCAGCAGCCGUCCUAUCACACACAGCCCAGGCUAGUUCGGCAACACAACAUCCAGGUUCCUGAGAUUCGAGUGACCGAGGAGCCUGAUAAACCCGAGAAGGAGAAAGAAGCCCAGAGCAAAGAGCCAGAGAAGCCUGUGGAAGAAUUUCAGUGGCCCCAGAGAAGUGAGACUCUUUCCCAGCUCCCCGCGGAGAAAUUGCCACCCAAAAAGAAGCGUCUGCGACUUGCCGAUAUGGAGCACUCCUCAGGGGAGUCCAGCUUUGAAUCCACAGGCACAGGCCUCUCCCGCAGCCCCAGUCAAGAAAGCAACUUGUCUCACAGCUCCAGUUUCUCCAUGUCUUUUGAAAGAGAAGAAAUCAGUAAGCUUUCUGCACUUCCUAAGCAGGAUGAGUUUGGGAAGCAUUCAGAGUUUCUGACUGUCCCUGCUGGUUCAUACUCAUUGUCUGUCCCAGGCCAUCACCACCAGAAAGAGAUGCGACGCUGCUCAUCAGAGCAGAUGCCUUGUCCUCACCCAGCAGAAGUCCCAGAAGUUCGCAGCAAAUCAUUUGAUUAUGGGAAUCUGUCCCAUGCUCCUGUGUCGGGAGUGGCAGCCUCCACGGUAUCACCGUCCAGGGAGAGGAAGAAAUGCUUUCUGGUGCGGCAAGCUUCCUUCAGUGGCUCCCCAGAAAUCGCCCAGGGUGAGGCCGGCAUGGAUCAGAGUGUGAAGCAGGAGCAGCUGGAGCACCUGCAUGCUGGCCUCCGGUCCGCGUGGCACCAUGGCCCGCCUGCUGUGCUGCCUCCUCUUCAGCAAGAGGACCCAGGGAAGCAGGUGGUGGGUCCUUGUCCCCCGCUGAGCUCAGGGCCACUGCACCUGGCCCAACCACAGAUCAUGCACAUGGACAGUCAGGAAUCUUUGAGAAAUCCCUUGAUCCAACCAACAUCCUAUAUGACAAGCAAACACUUACCUGAACAGCCACACUUAUUUCCACAUCAAGAGACAAUUCCAUUUUCUCCAAUCCAGAAUGCCUUGUUUCAGUUUCAAUAUCCUACAGUUUGUAUGGUUCAUUUACCAGCUCAGCAGCCUCCCUGGUGGCAGGCGCAUUUCCCACAUCCCUUUGCUCAGCCCCCUCAGAAGAGCUAUGGCAAGCCCUCUUUUCAGACAGAAAUCCAUUCGAGCUAUCCCUUAGAGCAUGUGGCAGGGAACACUGGAAAGAAACCUGCUGAGUAUGCGCACACGAAAGAGCAGACCUACCCGUGUUAUUCAGGAGCAUCAGGGCUACACCCAAAGAACCUUCUUCCAAAGUUUCCAUCAGACCAGAGCAGUAAGUCAACCGAAACGCCCUCCGAGCAAGUUCUUCAGGAAGAUUUUGCCUCGGCAAAUGCUGGGCCUUUGCAGUCCCUCCCGGGAACAGUGGUUCCUGUUCGGAUCCAAACACACGUACCGUCUUAUGGAAGUGUCAUGUACACAAGCAUUUCUCAGAUACUUGGGCAGAAUAGCCCUGCCAUUGUCAUAUGCAAAGUCGAUGAGAAUAUGACCCAAAGGACACUGGUCACCAAUGCAGCCAUGCAAGGGAUAGGAUUCAACAUUGCCCAGGUGCUGGGGCAGCAUGCUGGCUUGGAGAAGUACCCCAUUUGGAAAGCACCUCAGACUUUACCCCUCGGCUUAGAAUCCUCAAUCCCCUUGUGUUUACCUUCCACCUCUGACAGUGUGGCCACCCUGGGAGGUAGCAAGCGAAUGCUUUCUCCAGCCAGUAGCUUGGAGCUCUUCAUGGAAACCAAGCAGCAGAAAAGGGUCAAAGAAGAAAAGAUGUAUGGACAGAUUGUGGAGGAGCUUAGUGCUGUGGAGCUCAACAACUCAGACAUCAAAAAGGACCUCUCCCGCCCCCAGAAACCCCAGCUGGUUCGACAAGGGUGUGCUUCUGAGCCAAAAGAUGGCUUGCAGUCAGGGUCAUCUUCCUUCUCCUCUCUGUCACCCUCCUCAUCUCAAGACUAUCCUUCUGUUAGCCCGUCUUCCAGGGAGCCAUUCCCGCCCAGCAAGGAGAUGCUUUCUGGUUCCCAGGCACCACUUCUGGGGCAGAAGUCCAGUGGGCCUUCUGAAAGCAAAGAAUCUUCAGAUGAAUUAGAUAUCGAUGAGACGGCAUCGGACAUGAGCAUGAGCCCACAGAGUUCUUCAUUACCAGCGGGAGAUGGUCAGCCGGAAGAGGAAAGGAAGGGCCACAAGCGGCCUGUUGGCAUGCUGGUCCGCAUGGCCUCUGCCCCCAGUGGGAACGUGGCAGAUUCAACUCUUCUUCUCACGGACAUGGCAGAUUUCCAGCAGAUUCUUCAGUUUCCCAGUCUGCGGACAACAACUACUGUGAGUUGGUGCUUCUUGAAUUAUACAAAACCCAGUUAUGUGCAACAGGCCACCUUCAAAUCCUCAGUUUAUGCUUCAUGGUGCAUUAGUUCCUGUAACCCAAACCCAUCAGGAUUGAACACCAAGACCACACUGGCUCUGCUGAGGUCCAAGCAAAAAAUCACUGCAGAAAUUUAUACUCUGGCUGCUAUGCAUAGGCCUGGAACCGGCAAGCUUACAUCAUCAAGUGCUUGGAAGCAGUUUACUCAGAUGAAACCUGAUGCGUCCUUUUUAUUUGGCAGCAAACUAGAAAGGAAACUAGUGGGAAAUAUCUUAAAGGAAAGAGGGAAAGGAGAUAUUCAUGGAGAUAAAGAUAUUGGAUCCAAACAAACUGAGCCAAUCCGAAUUAAAAUAUUUGAAGGAGGGUACAAAUCAAAUGAAGAUUAUGUAUAUGUCAGAGGACGUGGCCGUGGAAAGUACAUUUGUGAAGAAUGUGGUAUUCGCUGUAAGAAGCCAAGCAUGCUCAAAAAACACAUCCGUACCCAUACUGAUGUUCGGCCUUAUGUAUGCAAGUUAUGUAACUUUGCCUUCAAAACGAAAGGAAACCUAACGAAGCAUAUGAAAUCUAAAGCACACAUGAAAAAAUGCCUGGAAUUGGGAGUCUCAAUGACAUCGGUGGAUGAUACAGAAACUGAGGAAGCAGAAAAUAUGGAAGAUUUGCACAAAGCAGCGGAGAAGCAUAGCAUGUCUAGCAUUUCAACUGAUCAUCAGUUCUCAGAUGCCGAGGAAUCAGAUGGUGAGGAUGGAGAUGAUAAUGAUGAUGAUGAUGAAGAUGAGGAUGACUUUGACGACCAGGGAGAUUUAACACCAAAAACAAGAUCAAGAAGCACGAGUCCUCAGCCUCCUAGAUUCUCCUCUUUGCCUGUGAAUGUUGGCGCCGUACCCCAUGGGGUUCCUUCAGAUAGUUCCCUGGGACAUUCUUCAUUGAUCAGCUAUUUGGUUACUUUGCCAAGUAUUCGAGUUACUCAGCUUAUGACACCCAGUGACUCAUGUGAAGAUACCCAGAUGACAGAAUACCAGAGGCUAUUCCAGAGCAAAAGUACGGACUCAGAACCAGACAAAGACAGAUUGGACAUACCUAGUUGUAUGGAUGAGGAGUGCAUGCUACCUUCAGAGCCAAGCUCCUCUCCCAGGGACUUCUCACCCUCAAGUCGCCAUUCCUCUCCAGGAUAUGAUUCUUCACCCUGCCGAGAUAAUUCACCAAAGAGGUAUCUGAUACCCAAAGGAGAUUUAUCUCCCAGAAGACAUUUAUCACCUAGGAGGGAUCUGUCACCCAUGAGACAUCUUUCACCAAGGAAGGAAGCUGCAUUGAGAAGAGAGAUGUCCCAAAGAGAUGUUUCACCAAGAAGGCAUUUGUCUCCAAGGAGGCCAGUGUCUCCUGGGAAAGAUAUCACAGCGAGAAGAGACCUCUCUCCUAGAAGAGAGAGAAGAUACAUGACCACCAUAAGAGCGCCAUCUCCCAGAAGGGCUUUAUACCAUAACCCGCCAUUGUCCGUGGGGCAGUAUUUGCAAGCAGAGCCAAUUAUAUUGGGGCCUCCUAACUUAAGAAGAGGAUUACCUCAGGUUCCUUACUUCAGUCUCUAUGGAGACCAAGAAGGUGCUUAUGAACAUCCAGGCUCCAGCCUUUUCCCGGAGGGUCCUGAUGACUAUGUCUUCAGUCAUCUUCCACUCCACUCUCAGCAACAAGUGCGAGCUCCUAUCCCCAUGGUGCCCGUUGGUGGGAUCCAGAUGGUUCACUCCAUGCCGCCAGCCCUUUCCAGUUUACAUCCUCCACCCACGUUGCCCCUGCCAAUGGAGGGCUUUGAGGAGAAGAAAGGCGCUCCUGGGGAGUCCUUCUCCAAGGACCCCUAUGUGCUUUCUAAGCAGCAUGAGAAGCGAGGUCCUCACGCUUUGCAGUCAUCUGGUCCACCUAGCACUCCCUCCUCUCCUCGGCUACUGAUGAAACAGAGCACUUCGGAAGACAGCCUAAAUGCAACAGAGCGGGAACAGGAGGAAAAUAUACAGACUUGUACAAAAGCCAUUGCCUCUCUCCGGAUUGCCACAGAAGAGGCAGCUCUGCUUGGGGCAGAUCAGCCAGCGCGGGUGCAGGAGCCCCACCAAAACCCCCUGGGAAGUGCACAUGUUAGCAUUAGACACUUUAGUAGACCUGAGCCAGGUCAGCCCUGUACCUCAGCCACCCACCCUGACUUGCAUGAUGGUGAAAAGGACAAUUUUGGUACAUCACAGACUCCAUUAGCUCACUCCACGUUUUACAGCAAGAGUUGUGUGGAUGACAAGCAGUCGGACUUUCACAGCAGCAAGGAAUUAUCUUCAAGCACAGAGGAAGGCAAAGAUCCUUCGUCAGAAAAGAGUCAGCUACAUUGAUCUGCAAUGCAUGGAGACUUUCAUUUCCACAUUUUCCCAUUGUUUUUGUUUUUGUUUUUCUAGAAAUGGAGGUAAUCAAGUUUAUAGCAUGCCUGUCCUAAGUUACAGUAGUUUGCUAUUAUAUAUACUUUUGUUAUAUCAAAAGAAUUAGGUAAAUUAACAAGUCAUCAUGAGCCUGACCAAAACAAAAUUUGAAAUUAACCUAUUGGGUCUGGUACUUUUAAAAUUGUACAGAUGUUUGUGCCUUUUCUUUACUUUGCUUAUAUUCUUAUAAGCAUUUUUUAGCAGUAAUUUGUACAUAUUUUAGAAUUUGUGUAUCUGCUUUGUAAUAAAUGUAAUUUCUUUCCUUUUUUGGACACUUGGAUCUAAAUGAUGUAAAGCAAAACAGCAUCAAUAUAUAUGUGAGGUUGCACUAAAACAUAUUUUUAUAUGAUUAAAACUGAACAGCUUUUAUGUACAGCUCUGAUUCUGUAAUACUAAUAUUUAUUUACUUUGUUUCAUAAAUUGUACAUUUUUUCUUAAUGUUGUGGAUUGCUUUUCUAUGUGAAGCAUGGGAUUUACUGUUGCGUAACUAGAACAAAAAUGUACAUUGUAAACAAGAUAUUUAAACUAGAGUAUCUUAUUCUGCACUUAUGCAUUAGUUAAAAAAAAAGAUAAAGGAUGUAUCAGUCAGUUCUUAACUCUUGUAUAUUUUUUUGUCUCUUGUUUGCUGGAUUGACUAUAACUUAAGUGCUGAUUGUGAUUUUAAAAUGAUAGUACCGUAAAGCAUUAAAGUAAACAAUGUGCUAUUGUGAGUUUUUUCAAAGCUUUAUAAAUCAGUUAUAAAUAAUAUUAAAAGUAUUUGGUCUUAUGUGAACAUGUUGAUCUAUAUACUCAUCUAAAAAUAUGGGAAAACAUUCCACCCCAUGUAAAUAUGUACAAGUGCAUCACUGGUACAAUUUUAUGUAACUCAGUUGGACACUAGGUUGCCACAGACCUAUGCUAGGUGUCUUUAAAAAAUUAAGGUGACAAAGCACAUGGGACUGUGUAGAGCUUGGUUAUCGGCCGGCCCGGUGGCUUGGCAGGCAGUGCUGUGCGCUGCUCAUGGAGAAGACCUGGGCUUAGAGUCUCCUUAGUUCUUGCUACACAGGAUGGUGACUGGAACUAAGGCUGCACAGAGGGUCGCACUUGGACUCUGAGGGUUGGGUGUGGAAGGGGGAAAAGGGGAUGGAAACCUGCUCCCCAGCUCUUCCUGUCAGUCAGUUUACAUGGGAACAGGGUUAACAUCUGUUUUAGGGGAGGUCACCUUACCCUUUUGCAUAGGGUAAGAGUGUCAGACUCCUGGCUAUCUCAGGGGGAAUGGAGAAAAGAAUCUUUCAAGGGCAAAGAACUCGUGAGAGGAUGUCUGUUGUAUGUAAUACUCACAAUGGCUUUUGGUUAGUGUUGAAGGUGGGAAGAGCCUUUGUAGGUCCAGAAGAAUGGAAGAGAGGGAGGGGUACAGCAACAUGUGCACAGGCACGCACAUGUGUGCACGCACACACACAAUCUGGGUUAUCUUUGUGCUAUAUAGUGGAUUAUAAUUCUGUGAAACCAAGUUUGUAUAUUGAAUUACAUUAAGGAGUGUUCUUUAAAAAGAGAAAUAAAUAUACAAUUACAUGCUU
Chlorocebus sabaeus (green monkey) is the source of this 13972-nucleotide messenger RNA. The record is from RefSeq and is a predicted model, not a curated record. NCBI's taxonomy places the organism in Eukaryota, Metazoa, Chordata, Mammalia, Primates, Cercopithecidae.